UCGAGUGUGACCCACAUUUAUCUGUUUGAGACAUGGAAAACAAGGAGAGGGAACUUAGCAGUUUUCCCCUGCCGCCGAUCUAUCGCUCAAAGCUUGUUGCUGCUGGCUUUAUCACAGUGGGUGACAUAAAAGAUGUCAGACCAGUGGAACUUAGUAAAGAGUUAUCAAUAUCCAAAGAAGCAGCCCUGGAUAUUCUGCAGACUAUUGAAAAUCAUUCCUCAACAAAACCUGGCAGUGGACAUUCAUCCAGUUGCUCUCAAGCACGAACAGCAUUAGAUAUGCUGAGAGAUGAGAGCCUGCAGCAGUACAUUAUCACAUUCUCAGAGAGGCUAGAUGACAUGUUGGGGGGCGGGGUCCCACUGACCAAGACAACCGAGUUCUGUGGGGCACCUGGUAUUGGGAAAACACAGAUGAGUUUUCAACUCUCAGUUGAUGUACAGAUUCCAGAGUGUUUUGGGGGUCUAGGGGGAGAGGCGGUUUAUAUAGACACAGAGGGAAGCUUUAUAGUAGACAGACUAAUAGAUGUUGCCAAGGCUACAGUCGAACACUGCCAGCACAUUGCAGCAGCAGAGAAUAGUGCAGAACAAGUUGGAGCCUUGAAGACUUUUUCUGUGGAGUCCAUAUUAAAAGGAAUCCAUUACUACAGAUGCCAUAAUUAUGUAGAGCUCAUUGCCACAGUGCAUCUUCUUCCAGAAUUUUUAAAGGAACACUCGCAGGUCAAGCUCAUAAUUGUAGACAGCAUAGCUUUUCAUUUCCGGCAUGACUUUGACGAUCUUGCUCUAAGAACCAGGCUACUUAAUGGAAUGUCUCAGAGUUUCAUUCGGUUGGCAAAUGAACACACUUUAGCUGUGGUGCUGACCAACCAGAUGACCACCCGUUUCAGUGUUGACCAACAAGGACAGUCGUACCUGAUUCCGGCCCUGGGUGAGAGCUGGGGGCAUGCCAGUACAGUCAGGGUGGUCCUGUACUGGGAAAACAGCCAGAGAUGGGCCAAAUUAUACAAGUCGCCCUACAGGAAGGAGGACACGAUACCAUAUCAAGUCACGACAGGAGGAAUAAGGGAUGUACAAAUUACAGAUCCUGUAACACUACCCACACAUACACAUUUACAAGAUGAGUCACAACCUUGUGGUAAGAAAAGGAAAAUAGAUACACAAUGAACAGGAAAAAAGUAAU
Molecule: messenger RNA, 1176 nt
Organism: Lingula anatina
Lineage: Eukaryota; Metazoa; Brachiopoda; Lingulata; Lingulida; Lingulidae
Product: DNA repair protein RAD51 homolog 3-like
Biological process (GO): meiotic DNA recombinase assembly; reciprocal meiotic recombination; DNA repair
Cellular component (GO): replication fork; Rad51C-XRCC3 complex; Rad51B-Rad51C-Rad51D-XRCC2 complex
Molecular function (GO): crossover junction DNA endonuclease activity; ATP-dependent DNA damage sensor activity; four-way junction DNA binding
Source: RefSeq, a predicted model, not a curated record